Botrytis deweyae is the source of this 1698-nucleotide messenger RNA. RefSeq lists its product as uncharacterized. The record is from RefSeq and is a predicted model, not a curated record. The coding region runs from base 1 to 1698 and encodes 565 amino acids. The transcript has 3 exons. Lineage: Eukaryota; Fungi; Ascomycota; Leotiomycetes; Helotiales; Sclerotiniaceae. Gene Ontology annotation, molecular function: oxidoreductase activity, acting on paired donors, with incorporation or reduction of molecular oxygen; iron ion binding; heme binding.
AUGUUCGCCGAGAUUGUUAGCGGUUUGGCUCUAGGCUAUUUGCUAUGGAGCAUGAUUGCCAUGGAAAUCAAUCAUCGUCGUGCAUCAAAGAUGGGAAUUCCUCUUAUUCGACUCCCCGUGGACCCAAUGAAUAUGAUUUGGCUGAUUCUGGAGCCAUCUCUCUGGAGACUUUUGGAUCAAUUACCUAUAAACUUUGGCAAUUUUAGUCAUUAUUCACGCCGAGACUGGCAUUUUCACGACAAAGCAACAUCACAUUUGAAAUAUGGUCCAAUCUUUGGAUUGGUCACUCCCUGUGAUGUCUACGUUUAUGUUGCAGAUCCUAAUGCUAUUCAUGAAAUAUUUACCCGACGCGGAGAUUUUCUUCGCCCAUCCAAGAUGUACACUCUUCUCGAGGUCUACGGUCCAUGUAUAUCCACAGCAAACUGGACUAAUUGGCCACGACACAGAAAAGUUUUGGCUACACCCUUCAACGAAAACAUCAUGAAGUUCGUUUGGCAGGAGUCACUCAAGCAGGCAAAAGAAAUGCUGGAGACAUGGAAUCAGCGUUCCGAAUCUCGGGAAAUAUCCACCGCCAAAGAUACGCGCACUCUAUCUCUGAAUGUUCUCGCUGCAACUGGCUUUCGAAAAUCAUAUCAAUUUCGUAGCUCUUCCCAGGCUGGAACAGAUGAAGCUGGUAGCUAUCGUGACGCGCUGCAAACUGUCCUGGAUAAUGUAAUAUUGAUCAUGUUUAUUCCUUUCCGAUAUUUGUGUCUACCCUUUAUGCCGAAAUCUUGGAGGCUCGUGGGCAAGGCUGCUACUGAUUUCAAAGUAUACAUGGAAAAUAUGUUGGAUGAAGAGUCUACCUUACUCAAAGAGGGCAAAGUCGGCAGUGGAACUUUAAUGACUUCUUUUGUAAGAGCUUUGGGAGUACAUCAAAAAGAGGAAAUGGUUCCAUCCCGACAAACGGCACAAUCUCCUUCCAAAGUUCUCACGGUCGAAGAAAUCUUUGGCAAUAUUUUUGUUAUCAAUUUCGCCGGGCACGAUACCACGGCAAAUACACUAGCCUUCAGCAUGAUUCUCCUUGCAGCCUAUCCAGAAGUUCAAGAUUGGGUUGCGGAGGAAUUGCAAGAAGUCAUCAAAGAUAAUGCCGACGAAUCUUUGGAAUACGAGAAGGUGUUUGAGAAGCUUAAUAGAUGUAGAGCUGUACUGCUCGAAACUCUUCGACAAUUUCCACCCAUCAUGGCACUGCCCAAGUGGAGCAAUGACAUUCCACAAACGCUAGAUAUACAAGGGAAGACUAUUAUCAUUCCACCCCAUACAGGAGUAAUGCCUAGUAUACUCGGAAUCCAAAUGCAUCCAAAGUACUGGGAAGAUCCCUCGCUUUGGAAUCCUUCUCGCUGGAUUGAAUCUACGCCCGACCCAACUUCCCAAACUGGCACAUUGAACACAGAGAAAGUUAUUACUCCUGCUACCAGUACAUUUUUCCCUUGGUCUGAUGGACCACAGAAUUGUCCUGGGCAAAAGUUCUCCCAGGUCGAAUUUGUCGCAGUUUUGGCAAUCUUGUUACGACAUCACCGAGUGAGUGUCGUCCAAAACAAUAAUGAAACCCCGGAAAAGGCACAAGAGAGAGCUUUGGCUGUCACUCAAGACUGUGACUUGGAAUUGCUUUUGAGAAUGCGUGAUGCUGACCAAGUAAAAUUGAUUUGGAAGAAGAUUUAG